Messenger RNA from Canariomyces notabilis, 1800 nucleotides. RefSeq names its product RCC1/BLIP-II. The record is from RefSeq and is a predicted model, not a curated record. Gene Ontology annotation, molecular function: guanyl-nucleotide exchange factor activity. Lineage: Eukaryota; Fungi; Ascomycota; Sordariomycetes; Sordariales; Chaetomiaceae. Gene Ontology annotation, cellular component: cytoplasm. The transcript has 2 exons. Bases 1 to 1800 code for a protein of 599 amino acids.
AUGCCUCCCAAGAGAGCCGCCGCGGCGGGCGCAAGCGCUUCGUCUGCGACAAAGCAAACUACCACCAAGAAGGCUACCGCCGCUUCCAAGAAGACUGCGGCGCCCAAGAAGGCCGCUGCGCCGAAAAAAGCCGCUGCGCCGAAGAAGGCCGCUGCGCCGAAGAAGGCGGCCGCUCCCAAGAAGACAGCUGCAGCUAAGAAAGCUGCGCCAGCCAAGAAAGCUGCGGACGAGUCCGACAAGGAGAACGCAGCUGGCCCCGUCAACGGCAUCAAACGUAAGCGGGAUGCCGAGGACGAUGAGCAGACUGACGAAGAGGUCGCCAAUGACGCCGGCGCCGCGAACAAGCGCGCUCCCAAACGCGCCAAGAAUGGCGAUGCCGCCGAAGAGCAAGAGCAGAAUCAAGGAGCACCAGCUGCGCCGUCCAAGAAGAGAAAGGCGGCCGAGCCCGUCGCCAAACCUGCAGCCAAGCGCGUUGCGCGCGCGCUCAAGGUCAUCAACGAGCCGCCCACCCAGGUUAUGGACAUUUUUGUGUUCGGCGAGGGCACCGCCGGCGAGCUUGGCUUGGGAAGCGUCAAGUACGAUGGCAACAAAAAGCCCAUUGACGUCAAGCGACCCCGGAUCAACCACAAUCUGAAGGAUGUCGUGCAAGUUGCCUGCGGCGGCAUGCACGUCGCCGCCCUCACCAAGGACAACAAAAUCUUGACGUGGGGCGUUAACGAUCAGGGCGCCCUCGGUCGCGACACCACCUGGGAUGGCGGCCUGAAAGACAUGGCGGAUGAUAACAGCUCUGAUUCCGACGAUGAUGACGACACGGGUAUGAACCCCAAGGAGAGCACACCUGGAGAGAUUGACACCUCGACGAUCCCUGAGGGAACAAAGUGGGUUCAGGUCGUCGCCAGUGAUAGCGCGACCUUCGCUCUGACCGAGACUGGCCAAGUUUACGGAUGGGGCACAUUCAGAAGCAACGAAGGCAUUCUCGGUUUCAGCCGUACUGUUUUGGUCCAGCGCACUCCGACCCUUGUUCCGGAGCUCUCCAAGAUCAAACAACUGGCUGCUGGACUGAAUCACAUUCUCGCUCUCGACGAAAAGAACAAAGUCUAUGCUUGGGGCGCUGGCCAGCAAGCCCAGCUGGCUCGCAGGCUCCUGGAGCGCGACGAUAUCGCUGCUCUCUACCCGACUUGCAUCGGUACCCUUCCCGGCCGCGCCAAGGUGCACAAGAUUGCCUGCGGUUCGUACCAUUGCUUUGUGAUUGACACCAAGGGCCGCGUCAUCGGCUGGGGUCUGAACAAUUACGCCGAGCUCGGCGUCGAGGACGAGGCCGGCCAGGACGGCGGUUACGUUAUGCGCCCGCAACUUAUGAAGAAGCUGGCCGAUUACGAGAUCGUCGACAUCGCCGGUGGCGAGCACCACUCGCUCGCAUGCACCAAAAAUGGCGAACUGAUCACCUGGGGCCGCAUCGACGGACACCAGGUUGGCCAGCCCUCGUCGUCCUUCUCUGAGGACAACACCAUCUACGAUGAGCGCAACACCCCGCGUAUCCUCCUGGUCCCGACCGUUGUCCCGGAGAUCAAGGAUGUUGUCGGUGUCGCGGCGGGCACCGACCACAGCUUCGCCAUUACCCAGGACGGCAAGGUUUACUCUUGGGGAUUUUCGGCAAACUACCAGACCGGCCAGGGCACCACCGACGACAUUGAGAGGCCCACCCUCAUUGAUAACUCCGCCAUCCGCGACAGGAAGAUCAUCUUUGCUGGCGCCGGCGGCCAGUACAGCAUUCUUGGCGCUCUCCCUGAGGAGAACUAG